Cordyceps fumosorosea ARSEF 2679 is the source of this 951-nucleotide messenger RNA. Its product is annotated as Amidohydrolase 2. The record is from RefSeq and is a predicted model, not a curated record. The transcript has a single exon. The coding region runs from base 1 to 951 and encodes 316 amino acids. Gene Ontology annotation, molecular function: hydrolase activity. Lineage: Eukaryota; Fungi; Ascomycota; Sordariomycetes; Hypocreales; Cordycipitaceae.
AUGCUCUCUACGCGCGCAGGCGCUCACCCGGUUCUGGUCGCGCCGGCAACAAAGACCAAGCCAUAUCUCAGCAAGGAGACAUGCCACAGCUCGAAACCAUCUCUCGGUAACAGGAUACCUCCGGGGGCCUGGGACUCGCACAUGCACAUACUUGAUCCUGAGCGCUACCCGCUGGCCAAGGACGCGCUGUACCGCCCCAACUCUUACACGCUGGAGCAGGCGCUAGCAUUUGAGUCGUCUGUGGCGCUGGACAACAUUGUUCUCGUUCAGCCGUCCAUCUACGGAAACGACAACUCCUGUCUGCUAGAUGCGCUCCGGGUCCUCGGUCCGCACCGGGCCCGAGCGGUGGUCGGCUUCGAGCCCUCCGCCACCUCCUUCGAGACGCUGAGGGAGUGGCACGCCUUGGGUGUUCGAGGUGUCCGGAUCAACCUAUCUUCAGUCGGAAAACUAAUUGGCAGCGAUGACCUUCGGGACUUGCUCCAUUCCUACGCUCAACACUGCAGGCCGCUGGGCUGGGUCAUCCAGAUCUACAUCCCGAUGGGGAUGAUGCCGCUCCUCGAGCCGAUCGUGCCCAACCUCGGCGUGAGAGUCUGCAUCGAUCACAUCGGCCACCCUUCCCUCGGCGACAUGUCCUCCGGAGAUCCCUACGACAUCCACGGCUUCAGCUCCUUGGUCAACCUCCUCAAGGGCGGCAGCACUUUUGUCAAGCUGUCCGCGCCGUAUCGCCUCGGCAGCGAGGCGAACCCGAAGAACCUGGAAGCGGUGUCCAAGGAGAUUCUACGAGUGGCUGGCAGCAGUCGGGGGGUUUUUGCGACGGACUGGCCGCACACGCGAUUCGAGGGUCUUGACAUUCGUCCGUGGAUGGAGGCGGUUCUGGACUGGUGCGGAGACGACAGAGGUCUCGUGGAGAGGAUAUUCCGCGAAAACGCACGAGAAUUAUGGGAUACAUAG